AUGGCACCCUCAUUCGAUCCUUCUCUUUCUUUCCGGCUCAAUCUCCUCGACGCUAGGAAUGAUAUUCCAUCUUCGCUCUGUUACCUUGCCGACUAUCAUGAUGUCGUCCAAAAUUCCGGCCACAUCCAAGAAGAAGUUUGCAUCAUUGAACGGCAAAUGCGAACCUGUCACCCAGACCUGAUCUUUCUGGGGAAACAAUUCGAAUCAUGUGGCCCACAUCCCGAUGUCCAAGCACAUUCAGAUGAUCAAGAUGUUAACCUGGAAAACGCCUUGUCGGCUUUGGGGCUAGACGGGACAACUCCGCCAGAGCUGGGCAACAUCAUCCAAGACUUCAACCUUCCACAAGCACGGGCAGACGGUGGUGUGACACAACCUGCUGGAGCAGCCCAUCGUCCUUUGGCCCAGGCAGCUGGGGUUAUGCGACUCGGACAGCUUUCGACGUUGCAGUGGGGAGAUGUUUCAGAACAAGAAAGCCGGAUAGCGUAUUGGCUUGCUGGCUCGACGAAGCUCGACCCCUUCCAUUUAAUCAACGUCAGACCCAACGACGACAUCUGGCAGUCGCAGAGAGAACUCAGGAGCAGACUGACGCUGGAGGACUUCGAAAGUACAGACACCGACGCCGGAGGAUCGGAAGAAGCAGAGAUCUGGAGUAUGGAUGAUGAACCCAAUGAGGGCACCGACCUCACCUCAGAGAUGUCGCUGUGA
Molecule: messenger RNA, 705 nt
Organism: Cladophialophora psammophila CBS 110553
Lineage: Eukaryota; Fungi; Ascomycota; Eurotiomycetes; Chaetothyriales; Herpotrichiellaceae
Exons: 1
Coding region: 1-705 (234 amino acids)
Source: RefSeq, a predicted model, not a curated record